Triticum aestivum (bread wheat) is the source of this 925-nucleotide messenger RNA. RefSeq names its product transcription factor IBH1-like 1. Gene Ontology annotation, molecular function: protein dimerization activity. The record is from RefSeq and is a predicted model, not a curated record. Gene Ontology annotation, biological process: regulation of DNA-templated transcription. NCBI's taxonomy places the organism in Eukaryota, Viridiplantae, Streptophyta, Magnoliopsida, Poales, Poaceae. The coding region runs from base 44 to 592 and encodes 182 amino acids. The transcript has 2 exons.
CUGUACUUGACUCUCCUCAAGCAAACACAAAGAACAGAAAGUAAUGCAAGGCCCUAACACCAGUACCAAGUCCUUCAAGCACGAGUUCCUCAAGAAGCUCCUCUUGGGCCUCCAGCUCCAGGCACGCACGAGGAAAUCUUUCGGCAGCGGUGCCAUGAGCCUCCACGAGAGGAAGGUCGCCGUCAAGUUCUCCGCCAACGUCGCCAUGGCGGCCGCGCGCUGUGCCACCCACACCGAGGCAAGGUGGCCCAGUGCCAUCUUAGCCUCCGAUGCGGGCGCCUUACCAUCAUCCGGCGCUUGCAAGGUGCAGAGGUGCAGGAGGAUCGUGGUCACGUGCUGCCGCCGGAAGAGGAGCUGGAUUAGAUCAGGUCGCGCUGGUGGUGGCGCUGUUGCCAGGAGGCUGCUGAGGACGAGAACUAUGGCGCUGAGGGAGCUGAUACCGGGAGGCCGGGACGCCACCGUCGACGAGGUCACUCUGUUACGCGAGGCCAUGGACUACACGGUGCACCUGCGCGCUCAGGUCGACGUGCUCCGCCGGCUAUCGGAAGCCGUGCAAAGAUCCAGCUCCAGCUCCCAGCAGUAUCAGCAGUGAUGCUUUGGUCUCGGUGUGCACUUACAAAGGAGGCAUGAUUAAGUAUGUGGUAGUGCUGUGCCAGUGCCUCUGCAGUAAGAAAAACAUUGUCUCCAUGAUGAUCAGGGAGGAAACAGGCACAACUUUGCCUUGAGCAGAGCGGUGAAGAAAUAUAUAGAUCAGGAUUUGCCUUGUUCUUCUAGGAGGUCAGAUUGGUAUAUGUCUAUGGUGCUUGCUACCUAGGCACCUAGCUAGUUGAGUGAAGAGACUACUCUUUGUAGAUCAGCAAAGAAAAUGGUGUCAGGAAUUAUGUGCUGCAUCUAAAACAUGUUGUGUUAUUUCAAAAGAAAGGUA